Molecule: messenger RNA, 4265 nt
Organism: Quercus robur (English oak)
Lineage: Eukaryota; Viridiplantae; Streptophyta; Magnoliopsida; Fagales; Fagaceae
Product: F-box/LRR-repeat protein At2g40920-like
Exons: 3
Coding region: 83-1189 (368 amino acids)
Source: RefSeq, a predicted model, not a curated record
UAAUAAUUUAACAAGACCCGUCUUGUUGAUUGAGAGCGAGAGAGAGAGAGAGAGAGAGCGUGUGUGACGGCGGGAAGCAGCGAUGUCCUUGAUGCGUUUGAGAAUCAGAAGUGCCUGCCAAUCUUUGCGUUUUCGUCAACUAUGUACAUCCACAUCCAAAUCCGAUACCACCCACCACUUCCUAAUUUCUACCUUCAACAGAGACACAUUCCUACAACACUUGUUCUCCAUCCCAAUAAUCCAUCAAACACUCUCUCUGGGAUCCAAACCCACCUCACUCCUCACACCCACACUCCGUUUGUUCCAUCCCAAGGAUCUCAAAAUUUCUCAAUAUCUCAACCCCUUUUUUCUCCUUCACCCCAAUGGCUAUCCCCAUUCCAGUCACACCCCUAUUCUCACCUAUAACCCUUCCACCCAACAAACACUAACUCUUCCCCUUGAUCCUCAUUCACUCACUCCUGAUACAGAUACCGCUACUUUGUCCGUUGAUACACAUUUUGGCUUCGACCCUUUAACCAAAACCCACAAAGUGUUACGACUUAAAUGGACAGUUGCUAUUCCAGAACCAUAUCCUAGAGUUACUCAAAUGGUGUGCACGGUUUUGACACUAGGCUGCAGCAGCAACGGUUCGUGGAGAAAGGUAAAGAUAAAUCCUGAGCUGCCUUUUCAUUCUGUCAAGUAUAUGAGUGUUGGGAAGAGUGUGUGUAUUAAUGGUGUAAUACAUUGGCUACCACAGUAUGGGAAUUCUAUUGUGGCUUUUGAUCUUAAAGACGAGGAAUUUAGACUAAUCCCACGUCCCCAUGACUACAAAGCUCAAAACUUUAUACUGCCACUUAAUCGAUUAAUUGAACUUGGUGGAUGCUUGGCUUUGGUAGCUGACAAAUACAAAUAUGGUAAUCGCGAUGAUGAUCCCAUUUUGCAGUUGUGGAUACUAAAGGAUUACCACAAUCAUGUAUGGGUUAAGGAGGAAUUUUAUGUUCCAUUUUAUUGGGGGGAUUGGGAACUUUUUCCUAUUGGGACUGUUCCCUCUGGGGAGAUAAUACUUAAGGCGCUUAAUUAUACUGGCGGGGUGAUGUUCUAUGAUAUGGAGGGACAAGAUUUCAAGAUGGUUGAUAUAACUGGCUUACCUGAAUGGGUUUAUUCAAGUUGUUCUGGAAUUAACACAACCGUUUCUGUUUAUGAGGGCUAGUGAAGGUCUAGGAAAUGGCCUCAAAUUUGAGAUUUGCAUGAGAGCAGCAGAGGGUUGAGUAUGAUGGAGCGUUCUAUGUAAAAGGCCCAUUUGAUAUAAUAUGGUGUUGUUUGUGUCGUUGCAAUGGGGAAUCAGUGGACCACCUUCUUCUUCAUUGUAAGUUCUCUCAUGCCUUAUGAUGUGAAGUUUUUGCAGUGUUUGAGAUUCAAUGGGUAAUGCCAAGGUCAGUGAAAUCUUUUUUAUUUAUUUAGAGAAACUAGUUUGGAAAGCAUCUUUCUAUCAUUUGGAACAUGGUCCUGGCAUGUUUAAUGUGGUGAGUCUGGCAGGAACGUAAUGCCCGCAUUUUUUAAGACAAGGCGAGAACUUUGGAACAUUUAAAAUGUUUACUUUUUCGUACUCUGUUUCUUUGGGCUCGUAUUUGGGGGGUGUACGAACUAUAUUACUGUAGCUAAUUUUUCAGUUUCUAUUUCCUUUAGCUCUUGAUCUUCUUGUAUUUGUUUCAUUGUUCAAAGUGUUCACCAUCGUGAACAUGAUGUUCAAAUUUUUUCAAUAAAAGUCUUAUUACCUAUCAAAAAAAAAAAAUCAAGACUUUGCAUUGGAGGCAUGCAAAUAGGUUUGAAAUUGACACUUAGUUAAAGAACUUGACAAGUUUGUGAGGGAGUAAUUAGGUAGCAUAUCUCGUUGCCUUUAUUCAUUGAGAAUUUUUGGGUGGACAACAUAAAACAUAGCUUUUGUCCCUUGAGACUUAAGCCUUCUGAUGUCACAGUCCACAUUGCUGUCUCCAACUAAUUUGACAGCAGACCAGAAACUCAGUUGUCUUACUUGCAUUGUUGCUUUGGUCUCCCAUAAGCUCUUUAGCAUACCUGCAAAUUAAAAUCUACUAGAAUAUAGUUGUUCCUUGACUUCCUUCAAAUAAAGCCUGGUCUCUAUUCUUUCUUACAUAUGGACCAUUGCAAUAAUGAUAUUUGCAUUGUCAUCAAAUGGUACUUAAGGUUAUUGUGCUUCAUGUAACAAGAUUCUCAAGUCUCAAACCAUUGUUUUAUGGAACUUUGCUGUAGAAGACUUGUACUUAAAGUCAGUUUAGAUACAAGCCAAACUGCCCUCACUAAAUUACAAUGAAGCAAUAAAUGAUUAAUGUCUUUAUUAUUCUUAUCGGACAACACAUACUUUGUAUGUACCUUCAUGCCUCUUUUGACGAAUUCAACAUGAGUUAAUAAGUAGGAAGGGAAGGGCAUUAUUAUGGGUGGCAAACUUGGACACGACCCACGAAAAUGACACGACAUGACACGAAAUUACACGACACAACACUACACUUAAAGUCAAUUUAGAUACAAGCCAAAAUGUUCUCGCUAAAUUACAAUAAAGCAAUAAAUGAUUAAUGUCUUUAUUAUUCUUAUCGGACAACACAUACUUUGUAUGUACCUUCAUGCCUCUUUUGACGAAUUCAACAUGAGUUAAUAAGUAGGAAGGGAAGGGCAUUAUUAUGGGUGGCAAAAUUGGACACGACCCACGAAACUAACACGACAUGACACGAAAUUAGCAGGUUAUGAGUCGAGGUUUAAUGGGUUCAUGUCAUAUUCAGGUUGACAUAACUGACCCGUUUAAGAAAUGAGUUGGGUUAGUGUUUAAUCCAUAGAACCUGUUUGACCCGUCUGACCUGUUUAAUUAAAUGAGUCAUAUUAGGUUUGAGGAAUCUUGACCCUUUUAAUAAACAAGUCGAAUUAGUGUUUACGUAUAUAGUCGAAUACUCAUGAGUUGACUUGAUAUGAACCCAACUCGUGAACAAGAAUUGCCACCCCUAGGCAUUAUGUCCUAAUUUCCACAAGUUGUGCUUUGUUAGCUUAUAAUUUGGUAGCUUAUUUGCGUAAAGCUAUUUUCCUCCUCGUCCUUGCAAAUAAGCUACAAAAACCUAAUCUAUGGCAUCAUUUUCAUGAUAAUAUCACUCUAUCAUCAGACUAAAACACCAAUUAGAUUUUGGUGUAAGUGGGAGUUUGAACCACAAAUCUUUUAUUUGACGACAAGAGAUUUUACCGAUUGAACUUAUUGGAACCACACUCCUACAGUAACAUUAAAUCAUUUGUUGUUGAGAAUCAAUCUAUUGUGUGCAGUCUCUUGAAAACCCAACCAUUCAACUCAUUAUGUUGUCUUCUUAUUGUAAUGUGUUAUUCACCUAUAUUAACUGAGUAAGAAAUAUGGUACAUAUACCUACAUUUACCUACAUUUACAUGGUAGUUCUACAAUGUAAUGUAGACGGACGAACUCAAAUACGUGAAUGGAGAAUUGAUAUGACAUCAAUUAAGGUGGAGCCAAGUAACAAGAGCAACUCAUAGCCAGCCAUAAACAUGCCAGGAUAUCUGCUCUUUAUCAUCAACAGUUCUAUAGACACUAAUCCCUUCUAUCUUUGUUUAGUAGGAAAAACUACAAAAGAAGCAACUUAUGUCAUUAGAAUGCAGUAGUCAGUUCCAAAAUGGGAUGCAUAUACCCUUCAGAGUAAGUGAUGAACAACAGCUCCAACCAUUAUUGUGGAUGCCUAAUAAUGAAAGUUGGCAUAUGAUUUUUCCCAAGGGCCCAAAUUUGCUUCCCCAUAGGUGAGUGUUCUCCUAAAAAGCAGUCUUCGUGCUACUCCAUGCAGAUCUGUGUAUGAAAUGGUAAAAAAAAGAAAAAGUCAUGUCUUGUUUUUGGAUUAGAUAUUAUUUUAUAAGAAGCAUAUGAUAGGGUGAAUGUUUAAACACAAUGUAUAAUGAUAAUCAUGAUAUUCCAUAGAAGAAUUCAUGAUUGAUGCCUUAAUCUAAUAUUUGUCGUCAAAUCAAGCUGUUGUUUCUUAUAGGCAUUUGGAGUGCUCUGCAACUUCCCCCUAAUGGAGUUAUUCUGGCUACUUUGGCACAUGUAAAAAUUUCAAGAUUCCUAAUUCUGGGCAAGAAAAUAGCAUGCUAAAUCAGUUAACUUACUCUGCUUCUUUGAGGCUACUUUUGACUUCUAAGUGUCUUUCCAAAAAUGAACUUGGUAAAAUAUAAUGUGAUUUCCUUAUUACAUUUCAGAACAAUUUUGCAAUGUAAUCUAACUUGAUCUUUUUUAA